AUGACUGAUACAACUAAUGAACAAAUUAAUUCUCUUACACGUGAUCUUGAAUUAAUGCGUGAACGUUAUCAUAAAUUACUUGAUGCACAUGGACAAUUACAAACACAAAAUAGUUUAUUCGAAGAACAAAUUCUUUCUAUUGUUGAAACAUAUUCAAAUGAAAAAAAUCAAUUAGAACAAAAUCUAAUUGAUGCUAAACAAGAAAUUAUAAAUUUAAAAGAUACAAUUAAUGAAUUAGAAAUUGAAAAACAACGAUAUAAAGAUGAUUGUAAUUUAGCUGUUAGACUUUUACAUCAACAUCCACAUGAAUUUAUUUCUACACAAUCAGAUUAUAUACAAAAACAAUUGCAAAAUAAAAAUGAAUCAACACCUACAACUCCACCGACACCAUUAUCACAUAAUAUAUUAAUACCUACUUUUCCGCCAAUCUUUGUUACAUCACUUCCAUUACUCAAUACAACGAAUUCUUCAUCAUCAACUGUUACUCAAACUCCAUCAACUACAACAAUAACUAUUGAUAAUCUUCGUCUUUCUGAAACACUCUUUAAAUCGAAUACUGUUCAUCGUUAUCCUUCUAGUCAUUUUAUUUGUUCAAAUUGUCAUCAAACAAUAAAAUGUUGUGAUGUAAGCGUUCAAACAUCUUUAGAUGAUCAUAAUACAAUAUCUAAAAUACAUGUUAUAUCACAUACUGCAUCUGAUGAUGAAUUUAAUGGUGAUACAACAUGGACUUCAUACGAACCACAUGGUACACAUAUGACAGUACAAGAAUAUCAAAUGGGACAUGCAAGAAAAGUCUCUCAUGAUACAGGAUUACCAUCGAAUUCAAUUCCUCAAAUGCAUCGUGUUUGA
This is a messenger RNA of Rotaria sordida, 849 nucleotides long. NCBI's taxonomy places the organism in Eukaryota, Metazoa, Rotifera, Eurotatoria, Philodinida, Philodinidae. The record is from the annotation of a GenBank genome assembly.